UUCCUCUCUCUUAUUAUUGGCCUCUGUUCGUCUUAAGUUUUCUUUUGCAACAAUAUUUGUUCAUACUUCACACCAGUAUCACUGCUGCAAGACCAACAUUCUCAUUUAACAAAGUCACAAGCAACCGUAACUCCUCCCUUCUUCCACCUCAAAGAACAUGGAGAUGGCGGCCUCUGAGCAGAUGAAUUCGGAAUUGGAGCUUCUUCUAUCGCCACGAGAAUUGGAGAAUUUGGAGCCUUUAAGGCUACUAGAUUUGAGGGAAAACUACAUGCCACCAGAAUUGGAGCAUCAUCUAUUGCGACCAGAAUUGGAGAAUUUGCGGAAUUUGGAAUUUAAGCCUCUAUUGCCACCAGAAGUGGUGAGAAACGACAUGCCGUCCAAGUCAUGGGGGAUAAAUCUGGAAAAGUUCCCUCCAUUGCCUGAAAGAAGGGAUGCUGAACAUGGCUCCUUCACUCUGCGACGGCUUCUUCCUACCCCAAGGAAACGACGCAAGGUCAAUGAUUACUACAAGAAACAAAAAAGGCUACUUGAAGGGUAUACUGAGGUGGAGACCAUGAUUGAAACAGGUUGUGCUUCUGGAAAUCCAGCAGAGGAUGAGAUGAAGCAGCGUGAGAGGAUGGCUAUCCUUGUAACAAACAUAGCUGACAUCGUGCUCUUUGCAUUAAAGGUUUUUGCUUCUAUUGAGAGCAAAUCAUUGUCAAUUAUUGCCUCAAUCUUGGAUCCAUUCUUCGAUCUCUUGUGGGGAUUUAUAUUGUGGCUUACGUCUCAUGCUAUGCAAAACCCAAGCCCGCAUAAGUAUCCCAUUGGAAAGAAACGGAUGCAGCCAGUGGGAAUGAUUGUUUUUGGUUCUUUUGGAUUACAAUUACUGCUUCUGGCAGCUAAACAAUUCAUUACAAAGUCCGAGCCUGAAAAGGAUCCUCAGAAGGAGAAAUGGAUGAUUGGAGUAAUGACCUUUGUAAUUAUGGUGCAGUUUAUGCUCGCAUUCUAUUGUCGAAGAUUUGAAAAUAAAAUUGUUAGAGCCUAUGCAGAACAUCAUUCUUCCAGCGUUAAAACUAAUUUAAUUAGUUUGGCAGCAGCUGUCCUGGCUAUUCGAUAUUAUUGGUGGAUUGAUCCUACUGGAGCUAUUAUAAUAUUAUUAUAUACAAUGAAUACAUGGAAGAAGACGUUCUUUGAGAAUUUAUCUGCACUAAUUGGAAGGACAGCACCACCUGAAUUUUUGGCAAAGCUAACAUAUCUGAUAUGGAACCACCAUAAAGAUAUCAAGCACAUUGACACAGUAAGAGCAUACACAUUUGGUUCUGAUCAAUAUUUUGUGGAGGUUGACAUAGUUUUGCCACAAUACAUGGUUCUAAGCAAAGCGCAUGAUAUUGGUGAGACAUUGCAAGUGAAGCUGGAGCAACUGCCUGAAGUUGAGAGAGCUUUUGUGCAUACGGAUUAUGAGUAUACUCACAAGCCUGAACACAUGACCACGGUUUGAUGACAAUUGUAAUGAUCAGAGCUUAGCCUUGCUAGAGCAUAACUUCAAAUGAGUUGCUGAUUUAAUUAAUAUGUGGUGCAAUAUUUUAUUGUAAUGACAAGUAUACAAUUUACCAUCUGAUGGCUUAACUCCACUAAUCAUGAAGUAUCCCUCUUAUCUAUUUA
Messenger RNA from Quercus robur (English oak), 1641 nucleotides. RefSeq names its product metal tolerance protein 9-like. Gene Ontology annotation, molecular function: monoatomic cation transmembrane transporter activity. Bases 158 to 1477 code for a protein of 439 amino acids. The transcript is spliced from 6 exons. Gene Ontology annotation, biological process: monoatomic cation transport; transmembrane transport. NCBI's taxonomy places the organism in Eukaryota, Viridiplantae, Streptophyta, Magnoliopsida, Fagales, Fagaceae. The record is from RefSeq and is a predicted model, not a curated record. Gene Ontology annotation, cellular component: membrane.